AUGAGUCAACACCCGGAACCCGCCACAGCCCUCACCAAAGGCUUUACCAACCAUCUUCGCGCGCGAGAGCAGGAGCGGCGGCGAAAGACGUGGACCAAAUGUCCCAUUUGUGGCGAUGAGUUACGAGCAGAGUCACGGGACGACGUCCAGCAGCAUUACAAGGACAACCACGCCGCUGGGCAAGAUAGUAAUCCGCCUCCGACCGCGCAGAAUCUCUCUGAUCAGAUAGACGAGGUUUGGAAGUCGAUUCGAUCACGUCCACCGCCGCCACGAGCCGACCAACCACCGUCAUCCGAUCCAAUCCCAUCGGUAACGCCGUCCAGCGUCGACCCUGGCCCCAGUACCCCGACCCCGGAGCCCGAAAGACAACGAACACUGAAUCAACAGUCUUCUUCAAAGACACCUUAUAGAAAUAACAAAGACGAGAGGAUGGUCGCCCCGAAGCGGAGCCGUGCGCGGGAGUCGAACCAUCACACUGCGCGUUCUACCGAUAACGAAUUCCGAAGGGAGCCUACCCAGCAGAAGGGGAAGCUGUGGACCCCCACCGACGACAACCCGCUUACUCGACGUGCCGAUGCGAAACGGCCCGGAGAUGCCUCCGACUCCCCUCGGGCUCCGGCCUCGGUACGGUCCUUCGAACCCCGGUCCUCGGAGCCGGACAACACGGAAGUGAUGAUCAAGGAACCCGAGACACGACCUAUCAGCCAAGAGCAGCUUGUCGCUGAAGUCAAGGGCAUCUACGCAGGCCUUGUUAUGGUCGAGUCCAAGUGUAUCGAGGUGGAUAACUCGCAAAGCUCAAACAAAGAAACCAACCCCAAACUCAACAACGAACAAUGGCAGGCAUUAAUCGCUUUACAUCGGACUCUUCUUCAUGAACAUCAUGAUUUUUUCCUGGCAUCACAGCAUCCAUCUGCGAGCCCAGCCCUGCGGCGUUUGGCAAGCAAGUAUGCAAUGCCGGCCAGGAUGUGGCGUCAUGGAAUACACUCGUUUUUAGAACUGCUUCGACACUGGUUGCCAGCAUCUCUUGAACAUAUGCUUGCGUUCAUAUAUCUGGCUUACUCCAUGAUGGCACUGCUCUAUGAAACUGUCCCUACCUUUGAGGAUACUUGGAUUGAGUGUCUGGGUGAUCUUGGACGCUACAGGAUGGCGAUAGAAGAUGACGAUCUAAAAGAUCGCGAGGUCUGGACAUCCGUGAGCCGUCACUGGUACUCCAAGGCGAGUGAUAAAGCUCCUACUACUGGUCGGCUGUACCAUCAUCUUGCGAUUCUUGCGCGCCCGAACGGCCUGCAGCAGCUGUUUUACUACUCAAAGUCGCUUUGCGUGCCUGUGCCGUUUCUCUCAGCACGGGAGUCCAUCAUGACACUCUUCGACCCGCAUUUGAAUGGCUCUCCAACGAGAUUGCAAGAGAUUGACGCCGCUUUCGUCCGCGCUCACGGCAUUCUGUUCUCCGGGAAGAACAUGGAUCAGUUGGCGCCGUCUGUGAGCGAGUUUAUCGAUCACUUGGACAACCACAUUGCACGCAACACGAAGCGGUGGCUGGAUAGCGGCUACUACAUCGGCAUCGCCCUUUCGUGCGCCAUUCUCGAGUACGGCAGCGAGUCGAACUCUGUGAUGAGAGCCAUCAAGACGGGUCGUAUAGAGGACGCUGAUGUCCACAUGGACGACAACGAGACUGGCGCUGCAAGCCAAAAGCAGCUCGACGCCCUCGACUUCGCCUCGCGAACCCACAAUGUUGUCUUCCGCCGUUUUGGCGACCCAAACGUUAGCCCCUACGUGCAUGUCACCCUCUCCUUCCUCCACCACCUGUCACACUUCCCGAUUGCAAUGGGGUACAUUGAAGAGAAGAUUCCAUGGAAGCUUAUAUCAUAUACGUUGAACUCACUCAUGGCGAAGUGUCCGUCUGUAGACAAGAUCGAAUCGGAGGAGUUUCCGAGACAGGACAAGGAAGCUCCUCGUCCCUUGCCCGAGGAUUUUGCGCAGCGGGGGUUGUUGUGGGUUGAUAAGUACUACCCGGACGACUGGUUUACGACGGCCAAGUUCGACGACGACGAGAAGUACUUUGAAGUCGCCUCGAUGGCCCAAGAGCGCCGCGAGCGGUGCCUUUGGUUGGGUUGUCGACUCGCCUCGUCUGGGAACUGGCUGACAUACGACCGGGCCACGAGGGAAUUCGGUGUGCCGGCGCGAUUCGAGAUGGAUGUAGGCGAGAUUGUCUCGCAGCAGAGCGAGGGAGGGGAAGAGGAUGGCGAUGUGAUCAUUCCAGAUGCGCCUGCUGCCGUUACCACUCCUACUUGA
Molecule: messenger RNA, 2292 nt
Organism: Colletotrichum higginsianum IMI 349063
Lineage: Eukaryota; Fungi; Ascomycota; Sordariomycetes; Glomerellales; Glomerellaceae
Product: methyltransferase domain-containing protein
Exons: 3
Coding region: 1-2292 (763 amino acids)
Biological process (GO): nuclear-transcribed mRNA catabolic process, nonsense-mediated decay
Cellular component (GO): telomerase holoenzyme complex
Molecular function (GO): telomeric repeat DNA binding; protein binding; telomerase RNA binding
Source: RefSeq, a predicted model, not a curated record